Messenger RNA from Galendromus occidentalis (western predatory mite), 3872 nucleotides. RefSeq lists its product as uncharacterized. Gene Ontology annotation, molecular function: GTP binding. NCBI's taxonomy places the organism in Eukaryota, Metazoa, Arthropoda, Arachnida, Mesostigmata, Phytoseiidae. Bases 1 to 2652 code for a protein of 883 amino acids. The record is from RefSeq and is a predicted model, not a curated record. The transcript has 11 exons.
AUGUCGAGAGACACCGGUCGUCUCGGCAAAAAUGUUAGUUCGGGUGCCAUACCGAAAACUUAUGCUCAAUAUCUGACCUCGAAGGAAUCUGACCGGAAAACCGCCGAAGAUCAUCGACCAGGUCACAGUUUAGGGAAGAGUGCCUUUGUUUACGUCGAUUCAUCGAAAACUCCACAGCAGCCGGAAGGCGUUCGCUACUCUUGUGCCAGCGAUCUCGCUGCUCUCCCGGGACAACCCAACUUCCAAUUCGUCUACGCUGAGAAUACGUCGCUGCCUAAGAUAUCUCCCACACUUUCCGAGAAGGCGGUGAGUCAAAUCGUGAAAAGUAAAUCGAGUUCUCCCUCGUCGUUCGAGCCCCCACGCCCCAACGUCUUCCAAGCGAGCCUGAAUCCUUCGAAAAGCGAGACCAUCAAAGAGAAGAACUUGGAGGCGAAAUCGAAGUUUUUCGCAACUCCUGAAGUAUCGACCGUCAACGCGCGCUACUCGUACGUUUCGCCGUUGGAGUCUUCCAAUAAUUUGUCGUCUCUCAGUGGUCACAGACCUGACAGGUCUUCUUAUCUGCCGAAAUACACCCAACGGAUCGAUAAGCUGUCGUAUUACACCACCGACAAUUCCCUCCGACCCGUCGAGACGAAGUUCGCUCCAGACGCCGCCCGAGACUACUCGGCGUCCGAAGCUCAGGAAUCGCCGAGCUCAUCAUCGUCGUCGUAUACGACAACCGUUCACUUGAUUGGGAAAAACCAGGAACCGGUACCGAGCCCAAGAUUCCGAGCUGCCGACCCACCUCAGCAGCAACGAACGAAUCCGCUCAUUUCACUGCCGUCUGAGAACAUGCCGACUCAAGAAGAACAACUGGCUACGAUUUCCACCGUCGGAGAGCAAUUGUCGACGGUGCAAGUCAACCAAGCGCACAUCGCGGUCGAGUCUAAGGUGACCUCGGCCAAACAACAGCAGCAGCGACAGCAAGAACAGGAACAGAUCCAGCUGCAGCACCAGCAGGAGCGCGACACAGAAAGACCGGCUUCGCCAGAAUUCAAGUCGGGAGUCACCCGUAGCGGGACGAAUACACCUUGCGGAACUUUGCGGGUAUAUCGCGUGGUCGAAGUGGCCGAUGGGGUUCAGCACACGCCCAUAAAAGUCUUGGGCUCGAAACCUAGUCGGAAGCAGCAAGAUCCGGGUCUCGCAUCCGAUGAUGGACACAUCAUGCCGGAUGUGCUCGCUUCGAAAGAAUAUCAGAAGGGCUACGAGUCCCCCCGAGCGGAGAAAAACUCGGUUUAUGCAUCCAGCAGCUUCAGAUCCGAUACGAACGGCGGAAGUGGAGAGUACAGUUCGAAAUACAAGGAUGUGGCAGGCAACACUCUCAGUAAACUCGACGGACCCGUCGGUUUCUCCACUCUACCCGAGCAGGUCUACAACAAGACCGUCAAGAGAGGCUUCGAAUUCACCCUGAUGGUGUGCGGCGAGUCCGGCUUAGGUAAAAGCACACUGGUGAAUUCGUUGUUCUGUGCCGAUAUCUAUUCAGCGGACUAUCCUGGUCCCUCGAAACGAACUGUGGAGAAGACUGUUCAGGUCGAAACGACCAAAGUUGUUCUGCAAGAGGGCCAGGUCACCCUGACUCUGACGAUUGUAGACACUCCUGGCUUCGGUGGUAACCUAGAUAACACGAACUGUUGGGUUCCCAUCACAGACUUCAUCGAGGACAAAUACGCCGAGUAUUUGCAGGAGGAGACAAAAAUUCAAAGAAAUGCUCACAUCGUCGACAACAGAGUCCAUUGCUGCUUAUAUUUCAUCGCACCUUCGGGACACGGUCUGAAGCCGCUCGAUGUGGAGGUGAUGAAGAAGCUGCAUGACAAGGUGAACAUCGUACCGGUGAUUGCGAAAGCGGAUACGUUCACUCCUGAAGAAUGUCAGCUCUUCAAGAGGAGAAUCCAAAACGAAUUGACUCAACACGGCAUCAAGGUAUACGACUUCCCAGCGUUGAACGAAAUCAGUGAAAACGGUUCGGUCGAUAACGGGGACGGCGAAAAAAGCAAAUCGAUUAAGGACCGGCUCCCCUUCGCCGUCGUCGGCUCCAACGCCCUGAUAGAAGUUGCCGGCAAGAAGGUUCGAGCAAGAAAAUACCCGUGGGGCGUCGUGGAAGUCGAUUCUAUCGAGCACUGUGAUUUCAUUCCGUUGCGGAAUUUGCUCAUCCGCAGUCACAUGCAAGACCUGAAAGAAGUCACCCACAAUUGUCACUAUGAGCACUUCAGGGUUCGCAAGCUCACCGGUGGUACCUCUGUACCCCCGGAAGGAAGCAGCAACAAAAACCCCCUGGCUCAAAUGGAAGAAGAGAAGAAGGAGCACGACCUCAAGAUAGAAAAAAUGCGUCAAGGUUUCGAGGACGUUUUCUCGAUGAAAGUCAAAGAGAAGCUGCAAAAGCUUGAGAACGACGAGGUUGAACGAACGAGACGCCAUCAAGAGCAGAUGAAACAACUCGAGAAACAGCGGGCCGAACUCGAAGAACGCGAGAAAAACUUGGAACGCGAGAAGAUGGCGUUCGACUCGACUCAUAAAGAGUAUGAAGACAUCAUCAAGAGGAUGACCCUCGACAACAGAGACACUUUAGACUCCUCGGGCGGAAAGAGAAAGGAAAAGAAGAAGGGGAUCUUCUAAGGAAAGACAAUUUGAGAAACGAAACGCGCUGCAUUCAGCGAGUCAUCUGGAUGCAGUUUCGACCCAUUUCCCUCACAACAACAGCUGCGACCUCCCUAAGACAGAAGCACUUCUACAUUCAAGUAUAGAGAGCACGGUUGAAACCUCUAUCACAUCACAACAGUAGUAGCUGCAGCAGAAGCUUCUACAACGAAAUUUCUUGCUCACCUCAUUUCUCAUAUCGACAAGCGCAGUAGUUCUGCGAGUAAGGGAAAAUAAAGACACAGAAGUGUUACUGAUAGAUCUCUCAGCGACAAAUCGACUCCGGGAAGAGAUAAAUACGGAUCUCGAUUUGAGCCAACCCAAUCGGAGAGAGGAUGUUUGCAAUGUCAAUUUUCCCAGCGACUGGCGAGCAUGGAAGCAUUGAUUAACAGACUGAUUGAUUGAUUGAUAGGUUGAAAGAUCGAUUGGCUGAUUCACCUAUCGAUGUGUGCACGGACACGUCCGCAAAUUAGGUCUCACUCAGUCUCACUCAGUUCCGACUAGUUCCUCUGCCCAACCGGAAAACCGCUUGUUCUGUUCGAAUCCACGAUUCCGAAUCAACAGCUGAGUGGAUUUCAGGCUUAAGACAGGCUGUGGGUGCGUACCCAUCGGGAGUCUCGUCAGAAACAGCGUUUCGAAGAACUCGAUUUGCGUAGAUUCGGAAGCCAACGAUCGUUCGUGGGAGGAAGGCGACCUCUACUAUUGUCUCGGGGAUCUGCCAGACUCUGAAAACGGUUCGGCCCGCUCGUAUGCUACAGGUUUUUCACAACGUAGGAAAUGAGUUUGUUCCCGAGUUUCUGACAUUUCCGAGGCCUCGAGCAGCACACCGCCACCAUCUAUCAUCUCUCUGGUUCACUGAGUUUUUCGAGUAAAAAAAUAAGUUAUACAUACGAAUGAUACCGAUGAUGAUGAUGAUAAUAAUAAUUAUUAUGACGGAUGCCAUCAUUCAUUAUUCCUCUCGAUGCUCCAUCCUUGCAUCCGCCAAUGUCUUCGGCGUAAUACUGUCUCAGAAAAUCACGAAAUGUACGAGGCUGCUUCGGUAUGUGCCAUAUGAUUCGAUCGGUAAAAUGUCUUUACACAUCGAUAUAUUCAAUCUAUGAGAACUCUUUGAUUGCAUGGCAACAAGUUAUUAGAGUAGACAAGCUUUGUACCAAUCAUUUUUCCGAUUCCGCCAGCGCAUUAUGUUCAAUAAAAUCAAC